Phragmites australis (common reed) is the source of this 869-nucleotide messenger RNA. RefSeq names its product protein DROOPING LEAF-like. NCBI's taxonomy places the organism in Eukaryota, Viridiplantae, Streptophyta, Magnoliopsida, Poales, Poaceae. The transcript is spliced from 7 exons. Bases 118 to 702 code for a protein of 194 amino acids. Gene Ontology annotation, biological process: cell fate commitment; leaf development; style development. Gene Ontology annotation, cellular component: nucleus. The record is from RefSeq and is a predicted model, not a curated record.
UCCUCUUCCUCUCUGCCUUAGUUCGCCUCACCACAGACGCCUGCUCUCCAGCCCUCCUCCUAUAGCACUACUAGAGCUUAACACACCGUCACCUCGCCCCCCGGCCACCAAGCAAGCAUGGAUCUUGUUUCGCAGUCCGAGCACCUGUGCUACGUGCGCUGCGCCUUCUGCAACACCGUGCUCGCGCUGCAGGUUGGCGUUCCAUGCAAGAGGCUGAUGGACACGGUGACUGUGAAAUGCGGCCACUGCAACAACCUUUCCUACCUCAGCCCGCGGCCGCCGAUAGUGCAGCCGCUCUCCCCGACUGAUCACCCCUUGGGACCGUUUCAGGGUCCCUGCAAUGACUGCAGGAGGAACCAACUGCCGCUGGCUUCGCCGACAUCAACGGAGGUCAGCCAGAGAGUGCCCUUUGUUGUCAAGCCCCCAGAAAAGAAACACCGCCUUCCAUCUGCUUACAAUCGCUUCAUGAGGGAGGAGAUACAGCGCAUCAAAGCUGCGAAGCCAGAUAUCCCUCACAGGGAGGCCUUCAGCAUGGCUGCCAAGAACUGGGCGAAAUGUGACCCGCGCUGCUCGACGACUGUCUCUACUGCCACUUCCAACAGCGCUCCCGAGCCUAGAGCUAUGCCCGGACCUCAGGAGAGGGCCAACGAGCAGGUUGUCGAGAACUUCGACAUCUUCAAGCAGAUUGAGCGCAGCAUCUAGGUCUCGAUAGACGGUGCAGUAGCCCGGGAUCGAGUAUCUAUCAUCAGACCACUUAUCUCAUCGCCGUUAUAUAUGCAUGCAUGCAUGCGCAUCCAGUGUAAUUUUUACCGGUCGUUAUUGUUGUUGUAUUCUUGUUUGUUGGAGUGUGCGCACCCUUUUAAUUAUGA